AGCAUGCUUCGCUUCGGUUUCCCUUUCCUGUCAUCAUGCUCCGUCCCCUCCGCAUUGUUGAAACCCUCUCUUCCCUGUCCCGAGUUUGCAUUUCUUUUCUUUUCAUUACAACAAGCAGAAUCAGCUAGGUCUUUCUUAAAACAAGCACAAACUUGAUACAACUUCCUGGAAGAAAAAUGUAAAACUACUGAGUUGCAAACUAAUUUACAAGUAUCUAAAUCUUCAUCAACACCGAUCCUCGAAAAGAAACAAACAACAAAAUGGCAUCCCCAGCAGCCCGUCCCGUGUCACCGGAGGAGGUGACUGCUCCGGAACUGACCAAGGACCUUGAGGGACACUAUUUGCAAGUGCCCUAUGAAGUUCGAAUUAGCAAUGCUAUUCGCAGUUUUUUCGGCUAUGGUCCGGACAAGACGGACCCCUCGCAUCCGAAUUGGCUGGCGAAGAACCUGAUUCGACAAGAGAUCAUGAAGUUAUGGUGUGCAGUAGCAGUUGCUCUGCCCACUUCGAUAGUAGAACAAUCACAGUAAGUAGAAAUUGAGUACGUCUACGUCGUUGAUUAUUUCAUUUGAACUCGCGUCGGUGCCGCGUUGUACUAGUACUAGCUCUCAUCUAUAAAAUCUUUACUCGCCUCCUGAUGCAUAGGCAAUUUCAUCUAACCAUCUCCGGCGGAGAAAAAGCUCAAGGACCUAUAGGACCGGAUGGGAAACCGGUGAUAGACCCCUUGAUUGAAACGCAGUUGAAGAGAAUCAAGCGGCGAAGACGCAACGCCUACUUUUUCGGUGUCUUUUUUAAGGCUCAGCUUUCAAUGGUCAUUGGGGUUGGUCACUGAGAUCCCUCUUGAGAGAACAGGGGAAAAUGAAGGAAAAGCAAAGGGAGAGGCAUGGGGCCCAUUUCUUUCAGUGUCAGUGACCAUUGAAUGCUGAGCUUUAACUUUUGGUUCCUGACUUUCACCGGAGCAUUGAUCUUCACGGGAUUGCAGUAUUUGAACACGGUCUUGCCGACAGCGAGGGAUACCUUUUUUUAGGGAAUUAGAAGAACCUUUUCUUGCUUCUCAUUCAAUAGGACGCGACCACAAUGACAUCUGUUGAACGAUCUACUGCUCUAAUUCCAACAAUCUACUGCCGGACCAGCUGUCGCACGACGCUUCGAAAAUUUUCUGGAUGAAAGUAUUUUCUCGCCUCUUCGCAUGCUCAAUAACGUGGUCCAACGUGGAUUUUGGCGGCCUUACCCCAGUAUGCAUGCGCAUGUUUCGCCGAUUGACUUCAAGCUUUUCGAAGCUUUAGUUGGUCCAACCAUCACCGCGCGACGUAGCAUCUUCCGCUUAGAAGUCGGUUUUCAAGGAACACGCCUAGACACGAACUACGCCAGUCUCCGUUUUGCGCGUAUUGGUCCGAAGGAGCAUGUCGUUCUACAGAGCGACCUGCACCCCUUUUGCCGCGAGAUCGGCAUGUUUGGGUGCGUGAAGAACAUGACGUUGCACUUCAAUCAGUGGUUCAAGCGCAUGCAGCAACAAGACUUGGCACAAAUCGUGACGCAAACGAGGCUAGCACCAACGCACCUGAACCCUUUUGAAGGAGCUGCACAAGUAGUGAGUAUGCCACCAUUUUGCGAUGUAAGAACCUCUAUAUUACGGUCAGCUUUAUUUCUCCAUCUUUCUCUGCAUCUCGCUACCCGUUUCCCUUGUAUUUCAUGGGAGACAUCAGAGGGGCCGAGAUGAGGAGACCCAGCUACGGAUUCAGGCUGCCUCUAACUAUAACUACUACAACGACUACAACCUUGGCUGCUGCAUCAUCUUCUUCCAACGACCACAACAACACGUCAUCAGCUACCUCAAACUCCACUUCCUCACCAUCAGUUGCACCAUUUACGACGGCUGCACCACCAGGCUAUGCCGAACUCGGUGGACCUGUGGAGGUAGGCGACGGACGAACAUUCGAACUACUGGAGAAAGAGCUGUUCUACCUGCGGUCGUACCCAAACUGCUCGGCGAGGUCUUAUGGCUGGAGAAAACAACAAAAUCUGCAUCGUCUGUAUCUCUUUUGCCUCUACUACACCGAGGCACUUAAUAUCUGCAUCGUCUGUAUCUCUUUUGCCUCUUCUACACCGAGGCACUUAAAAAUAGGUAGUGGAUAGACAGCGAAGAUAGCAGCUUUCUUAUUUGCAGCAGCUUUCAUUGAUACAACAACAUGACUGAUGCCAUAGCUUCACAAAAUGCGGAUCUCUCAUACAUCUUCAUCAACUUGAUUGAAGCAAUAAAUCAAAUGUCUCCAAUUACUAAGGUUGCUCAUCUUCUAAGACCCAAGCAUGCCUUUCUCCACCUGGCUCCAGGGGAAUCUGACGGCUGAGUAUAACACAGCUUACGUGACGUACAUCCAAACUGAGUUAGGGAAACAAGCGGCGGCUGCAGCUAAUGCAAGCGCACAGAAUGCUGCUGGAACGGGGGGAGCCUCUUCUAGUAGUACACCAUCUACCGGUAGCUCUAGUGGUGGCCAGAGCCUGUUGGAAAUCCUGAAUCUCACAGCUAUCGACGCCAGAGACAGACACGCACCACCUGCACAGAGCGAGUGCAUCGGACCUGGCUAUGUCUACGAUGGGCCUCGAUUAUCGGCUGCGGAGAUCCACCAACGAACGACUGAGAGGAAGUACUUCCUGAUCAAUCAGCCCAUUCAAGAACAAGUCUACGGCGAAUUCGAUCAGGAUCCAGCAGCUAGUUUCGUCGAGACCGAGUCGAGGAUUUUCACAGAAACAAUGCUGCAUCCGUCACUGGGGUACUCGACGCCGGUCAUACCACUGUAUUUUAAGUUAUGUCGCCGGGACUUGUUGUCCUACUUCUAUCCGUUUUGUAUGAUCAUGAUACCCCUGGAGUGGGUACAUUCAUUCAUUCAUUCAUUCAUUCAUACCAUCACGACGAUCGCCCAAGAACUCGAGUGGUCACUUUUUCAGAGCCUUCUUCUCACCUCUCUUCCUCUUCUAAUCGGCAUGGAGAUUCCCGAUUACCUUGACGCAGAGCAAAAUUUGAUGCUGGCGACUAUGGGUUCCAUCAACUUCUUGAUUGGACGCCUAACAGUGGAGCUAACGCAGUUUGCGCCUUACCUCUUAGAGAAAUGGAAUGGCGGAGAAAUCAUCUUUGGGUCGCAGGGAUACAAAGCUUAUAUUAUGAUCAUGGGGACGACGACGAGUUCAACAAGUCCUACUUUGCUUGUCUAGAACUUCGAAUUUGUGACAUUGAGUGUCUAGAACUUCGAAUUUGACAUUGAGUGUUUUAGGUUUUCCACAUCAAGGGUGUUGCAUAUCCUCAUUUAUCACUCUAGCAUUCUUAUGUACUUAUGAAGCACAACGACGCAUUCUUAUGUAUGAAGAACAACGACAACCGAGAGUCAUAAACUUUGUCUAAUCCCUUCGUGAACGCUCAAGGCUUGGUUGUUUGUGCCGCAUAUCUCAGUGAAAUGCUGGAACCCAUAUUAUGGGUACCGUCAAUCCAUCUUUUACACCAUCUUUCAGCCAAUUCCUUCUUGGAAUAGGCUAAAAGAUGUUCUAACAGAUGGGUUGUCGGUACCUCUAACCAUACCACUAGAUAGUAGGUACCCCAUACCAGGUGCUCAGGAAGGAGCGCCAGGCAUGGGCGCGAUCUUACAAGGCGAACUUCCCCCAGCGCAAUUACAGUACCGAAACAUCAAGAGCAUAGAUUCUCACUUCAGCGAAAUCAGCCCAGACACUCUAGCCAACGCAGACGGGAAAGAAGAAGGAGUGUUAUUAGGAAAUUAAACGGUUUUUCACAAAAACUAUAUCUUGACUGCUAAAAAAAUGAUAUUAUAAAAAUCCUUGACGGUCAACAAUUAUCAUGGUCUCGAUAUCAGCUUCGAAGUCUAGGACGGAGUUCAAGUAUAGCGUACUACUUCUCUACGGGUGACAAAAUAAUUUCUACCAAGUCCAAUGUUAAUAAUACCCCACGAAUGGGCACACUACUACUACUACUCCUACUACUAUGGAACAAGAGCUAUUAGAAAAGUACUAACUACAAGCGCAAUUUUGUCUUCUAAUCACCCUCGACGAUGGCGUCUUGAUUCGAGCAUUAAGUACCAAGGAUCCGUUGCUGACAUCUGGAGACAUCGCAAAGGGUCGCUUUUACGCUGUCAUUUGGGCAGAUUACUUCGCCUUCGCAGACACGUGGACAGUGAUCAGCAGUUACAUCAAGUUAUGAUGACUCGAACUAUCCUUCACAGACUGGGCAAUUGUCGACAAAUCUCUGCCGGUAAAGUACAAGUUACUUACUUACCUGCUUGAAGUAAGUUACGACAGGGGUGUUUCGGAAUUGGAAGAUGGCCCCUCAAACUCAAACCUCUAAUCAAGAUCGUCCUCGGCGGCUGGCCUUUUUUUCUGUUCAUCAUGGUCACAGUGCUGUACGCUAUUCGCGAAGUCGGUGUGCGCAACAAAGGUGAAUUGCGAGAAACGGCGUUGUUUGCAGCCAAGUUACACGUCCUUGGUCCAGCGGAGGUUGAGAAGGACAGACAGAAAGGCGCAGUCGAUGCAGUGCAGAAAGAUUCGAGAUAGGCGCGGAGGAAGUCAUAUGAGAGCUCCAGUAGCAGUGCAGCAAGAUUCGAAGCAGGCGUGGAGGAAGUCGUAUGAGAGUCUCUUGAGAAGAUGAGUCUCUUUGAGAGAGCAUAAUGGCAGAUGGACAUGGAGCAUGGAUUCGAAUUUGUAGUGCCAGAGUUUGUUUCCAAUAGAGCGCCACCCCAUGGUGCUGAGCGCAGCUGCGGACCCUAGGAGCACUCCAUCGCCACAGCUUAUCCGUGGACGCGGUUUCUACUGACUUUCGUACUCACAUCUAGCGCAGCAGGCCUAAUGGAUCAUUCUGAUUCUGCAACGGCACCAGCACGGCAAAGCGAGUUCAAGCCCAUUUCCGAAACUCGACCAGAACUGCGCCUCGUCAAGUCCAUUUCCGCAAGACCGAGAUCGGGCGCAAUGAGAAAACAAGCGGCAUGAACACAGAGAAAACGCAGGAAUAAAAUAAAAACACGUCUAAAUAGCGAAUUCUAAAUCCUCGUAGUGAACAUCGGGAACGACGAAUAGAGCAGUAUCUUCCAAGAAGCUCGUGUGAAAUGAAAAAAAUUAGAAAAAGAAUGUCCUCUGAAAAAGAAACCUAGCAUAAUUAAUAUACGACUGGACGAGGAAUGAACAGAUGAAGUUGCAGAGCUUCUGACUCGUUGUAAAGACUUGCGCACAGGAUGACAACACGAAAAACUACGGAGUUUACGAUUUUGCCAUGAUUGCAAUCGUGCAAUAUGUUUAGAAUGUUGAUGAUGGUCAACAUAGAAGGAGCACAAUAUGAACGU
This is a messenger RNA of Amoebophrya sp. A25, 5333 nucleotides long. The record is from the annotation of a GenBank genome assembly. NCBI's taxonomy places the organism in Eukaryota, Dinophyceae, Syndiniales, Amoebophryaceae.